GGAAGGAGAGUAGCGGAUACGAGUACUAGUUAGGCCUACUUUAUAGCUUUACUUUUCCGAGACACAACACCGAGAGGGAAAAGUAAAAGACUACACUGUCUCAAGACAAAGCAUGUACUAUUAACGAGAGAACAAGUCGAUGAACAAAGGAAUAGAUUUUUUAUGACCUUGACCACAAGGACGCUCCUCGCACCUGCGCGUCUGAGAAGAACCUGUAGCUGGAGGCUCUGAAACCGCGGUCUUUUAUAAGAAGGAAGAUUGCCGUUAUCUUCGCACCUUCUUUUACUUUGAAGCGCAACAUGGGGUCAACGUAGCCGAAGAAGCCUGCGGUGAAGAGCAUCCUGGUCUCCGAUCCUGGUCUCCGAUCGUAUACUAGAAUUGACCUAAUAUCGGACAGAAGUACCUCGGAGAACAACUGGCUGCCUCCUGGAGUAGCAGAUGGUAGAAAUCCCUCCUACAACAUCAACAACUAGUGAGAACGAGCCAAACAGUAGUUUUUACAACGACUCAACAUACCUUGACCUUCUGAAAAUGGAUGCUAUAGCCUCCCAAUUUGGUCGGGGGUUAGUCGACCUAGCCGAACUCGUAGAAAGCCGCGCUAUCACGUCUACCGAGAACCUAAUAACGGAAAGAUUGACGCAGCAGUCGAAAGUUCUAGAGGAACAGUUAUGUUGAUGGUCGUAGAAGUACUUUAGCAAGUUUUUAAAAUCUGGUGGUGGCCGACUAAUAGCCUAGGACCUUAUCUUCACAAUAAACUUCGAAGUGGUUACAUACAUACCAUGAUUUCUUGUUCACUUUCUAAUCUAUGCACGUGCAUUACAGUCUGGUCUCCAACAGCAGAUCCAGGAGGCACAUGCUGGGCAGGAAAGCAAACAAAGACAGGAACGGGAAGGAGCGGAGAGGGACCUCUUACAUUAUGUUUGGAUCAUGCUUUGAAUCUGAACCAUCAAUAUGGUUGCUUUGAUGAUGAAAAUGUUGACGAGGAGCUACGGGUAGGGCUAGGGGUACAACGGAUGCUUUCCAUUAUAAGUAUGCUCUGAUAUUACUUUUUAGAGCAGACGGUGACGGCGAUCUACAACAAAUUCAUCUGAUGUGGUCUUCUUGGAGGAAGAACAAGUUCUCGAUGAGAGGGUCUCGAUGAGACGAUGUUGCAACAUUCUAAUCAGAACAAGUCAGCACCAGAUUGCAGGAGUCGCAACAGGAUGCACUAGCGGCGUUGGAAGCCCGACUACAGGAGGCCCAGCAGACGACGCUACUCGCUUUAGAUAAGUCGUUGGAAUUCAGGGAGGCAAAGAUUAGUGGAAACUUAGACGUGCGGUUACAAAAGUUUGAGGACCUUAUAGUGGCAAGACUGGAAGAAACGGCGAAGCAGGAGCAGAAGAAUUUAUUGGCUAAGGUACUGAAGUGCGGAUCUUCUUCUGUGAGUAGGUGGUGCAUGCUACUUCACUCACCGGCGUCGGCAAUAGACACAUCUAUAGUUUAUUCCGGCGUUUUCCUAAUGCUGAUCAAACGUGAAUUACAGUUGUCUUGUCUCGAAGAGCAUUACUGUCGGCUGUUCUCACCUUGUAGCUUGUUACCUACAUAAUGCCCCUGCAACAGGUCGACGCCCGCCUGGACGAAUGGGCUCAAUCUUUGGGCGGAACGCUGACACAAAGGGUGUCUGUGGAAAUAUCCCAAGAGGUUGAUGGGCAGAUGGCCCAAAUCAAAACGGACAUUGCUGAAAAAGCAGCUGCGAUAGAAAGAACGAAGGAGUUUCUGAAGAAGGAAAGUUAAGCAUCGUGAGGUAGUUCGUGCACAUCGAGUUGUAUCUGGAGGAUUUAGAAUAACAAUAAUAUUGAUAGCCUCUAACCUACUGCUUUGGUUGUCGAGGGUGUAUGCAUGAAACUGGAGGAAGUGGAAGGCACAGUGCAACGCCUCUCGGCAGAGCAGCAAGACCAGAAAAUCGACGCUGACGCAUUGGGCAAGAUAAAAGGGGAGAUACUCGCUUCCACGUCAUCAGAAGUACAGAAGAUGUCGAGUCUGCUCGGAUUAGAAUUUCAGCAGAACCUAGGAAAAGUCAAAUCCACGAUCGAAGAGGGUAUCGAGACGGAUAUUGCAAUGCAGAAGAACAGAGUGGAUGCGUUGGAGAGGUUGGUGAAAGAGGUAACAUCUUUACAUACUACUCCAUUUACUAAUAUUUUUACUGCUUUUACAUACACUCGAAAUUAGUUAUGGUAGAUUGUUACGAAGAAAACUUGAAUGAUAUGACCUUGUUGUAGUUGUGACAAGCAUGAUUCUAUGUACGGAAGGAGUAGUCAGAUGUCUAGGUGUAUCUAUGCGUUGUAUCAUCAAUAAUAAUCAGUUCAUCUUCGUUGACAAGAGCAAAACCACAUGUUGAUAUCAGAAUAUUCUCGUAGUGUUCGAUUUCAGGUUUCCGCAAGUCCUCUGCCCUCUGCUUCAUCUGGUAAUGAACCUUCUGCGCAAAGGGGAGGCAGCGUCCAAGAUGCGAAGGCGUUAGUCGAGUCAGCACUAGCCGUCCAAAGUGCAAAGUCAGCGUUGCAGAGUGAGGGAGCGAGAAUGAGUAUAUUUGAACUUAGCUAUUUAGUAGAAACCUUCUAAUCACAGUGGAGAAAACAUAGUACUUGAUGGCAGCACCAAAUUUUGUGAACGGAUUAUUUGUGUACUACCUGAUAUAUAAUAUGUGGACUUCACUCAUUUAGACGCCCGCCUGGUGGAGAUUAGCGAGAAGGAAACCCGGUUAUCCAAAGAAGUGGACGCUUUGAGAGUCGAAAUGCGCACCCUGCAGAAACAGUCGGAGGAGAUGGGUAGAACUGUCGGUGACUUGCAGAGUCUAGGCAAACAAACGAUGAAGGCGUUGCAGGACUACCAAGGGCCACCAGGACCAGCAAGCGCUCAAGGAGGGCCGAUAGAUCAGCUUGCGUUGUCGACCAACGGGGCCGUUGUGUCAACCACACCUGUUUUUCCAGUGGUACUGCUAGUCUUCGUAAUCUUCUUUUUACGUAGUAAACCUAAACACCAAAAAACGCCACAAACAUCAGAUGUCUAUUUCCCCAAUCUUUAUGCACUUAGGUACUCACAAGGAUAUCGUGGUCACAGAUUCCUGUUCUCCAUACCUCGAUAAAAACCACCCAUAAAACAGCGAGUGCCUGCCCAACAUCAGUCAAGUGGGACAGCUAACGUGACACCAGGCAUCCAGAGAAUAGUGCAGACGACAACUUUCACCUCAACUUCCUCAACAGCCGAUGCUUUCAUUAAGGCGUCAGGUAAAAAUUGAUCUUCAGAGGGAUCUUGGGACCUUCCUCUAAGGGAAGAAGAAGCCCAAGAUGACUAUCGAGAUGGAUUCCAGGAAGGUCUAACUUCAGUAGUGACGCUUUUCCGGGAUUGCAGCAUUUGGAUCCUUAUGCUGGCACACGCCUGUCAGAUGCCGACUAUCUACGCCACAUCUACAAGAGCCUAGACGUGAGCACCAACGGAACGAACACCAUUCCGGCACUAGAGAUGCCAAACUAUGAAGAGGUUGGGCCAACAGGAAGCCGAUCUGUAGCUGGUAAUGGAGCAGUAUCUUCUUCUUCUGCAGCUGCUGUGACCGGACCUGGCGUAGUCGGAGGAGGCGCAACAAUAUCUUCCGCUUCAACAUCACCAUCGGUGGGAACAACAACAAAUGUAGGCACAAGUAGUAACAGCAAGCCGAAUGCAAAUUAUAGUGUUGGAGGUGCAACGUCAACUGGAUCUGGAACUGCAAUUGCUCGUCCAGGAUCAGGAACUGUUCUGAGCAAAGGAACACAACAUUAAGGCUUUUAGUACUAUCAAUCCAUGGACCGUUUGAUUGUCGCUUCUACCAUUAGACUUUCACUCCAUUUGAUUCUCGCUUCUACCAUUAGACUUUCAAUCCAUUUGAUUGUUCUCAUCUUUGCUUUGUUUGACAAACUGCUUCAGUCCAUGUUGUUUCGCAUGUCUACUUCACAUUUUCAACAGGUGGGAAGUAGAGCUAAGAAGCUUUUACGUCAACGGAAUAUCGACGACUGCACUGCUUCUCCCACUACUGCUACUAGUACUACUCUAAUAAAAGAUAACCAGUGCUGUAGGAGGUCAACUCCCAGGCGCGCGAAUUGGGAUGCCACCACCGACAGUGGUACUACAUCGAGGUCCUGGAGAGGCAGCAUCUUCGCCACAAGCUUCACCACAACAAUACACUAGAAACACGCCUUCGGUUAUGGUCAGCUUUCUUUUCUCCAUCUUUCUCAGCGAAAAGGAAAUGUUGGUACUUAACCUGUUCCCAUCAAAUACAAGGGAAAAGGUGCAAUAAAUAUGAGGGCGCCGAGAUGAAUAGAGAAUGGUGACUCGUCUAAUUUGGACCAACUCUAUGGUGGAGGGGGACCUGCUACAGGAGUAGCGGCGUUCAACUACGCAGCUCCAUUUAUGGCUUGAAGUAUCUUGCAGUGAAGUGGUGACCUAUACAACCUUGAACUGGCUUUUAACAAGACCAUAAGCACUUGUCCUUCUAAGUGUUCAAUUUCGAUGGAGUAGAGUAAGUUUCUUUCUAGGCAGCUUUUGCUUGAGUCUAUUUCUAUUGAAGACCUCAAAAUGAAUGCUAUGUAUUUAAUGUAUGUGUGAAAUAAUAGAAAAUCUUGAAGUGUUGACAGUGACUCCUGUAACAGGAAAUUGGUUUCCGCCCACAGGGAUGCAAACACUCAUGCUCUAACCCCUACACAACUACCACGCAGCCACCUACUGGUUCCGGCAUAGCGGUAGUUAGUCCAGUGAAUCCAGCCUUGGUGGCAGGAGCAAGAACAGAGAGCGCUGCGGCGGUCGUCAGUCCAGGACCUAAAGGACGAGGAGGAGACCAAGAUCAAGGAUGUGGGGUGCAGUGAGAUAGAAGAACAAGAGCUAGUAUAAUGAUCUAUAAAAGCACUAGUGAUGAGGAUGAUCAACAUUCAUAUUUUUCGUGCUACCAUUUGAUUUUUAAGAAACACAUCAUAGCCCAUGAUUGGGCACACUACGACACAAUAUUAGGCUCCUGUGGUGCUACAACACGCAUGAUUUUCCGCAAUUUUCAGUUUGGUCAAUUGAAGCUCGUUUCGUAUAAUUCACACACAACUCACACACACCAGCAAGUAAUGAAACUUUUGAGAAUAUGAACCUUAGAAUGCACUGCACUAAACACUAUUCCACGCAUUGACAUUGAGUUAUCUUUCGCCAUAUAUUUUUUUGUGAUAGAAGGCGCCUGUUUUUCAGACGCGCUUGACACUUACAUGUAGUUUUUGACCAUUUCCCAUUCACAACACAAUUCAUCAACAGCUCACGCAAGUAGACUUACAAUGUAUAGAAGACUGCACAGAAAAAUCUGUUGUCAGAUAUUUCUUAUCGCUCUACUUCACAUCACUAGUGCGUUUUAUAUUCCGUGACUCACGUUCAUGCAAAGCUGUGGUUGUGCUGUAGAACACGAGAAUGCAAGAAUAGAAAACACUUCUGAGUGCGUCUCCCAGGUGGCUUCGCAAGAUACCUAUCGAUGUUGGACAGGGGUGAGAUCUUUAACUUGGAGCUUUUUAUCACAUUGCAAGG
Messenger RNA from Amoebophrya sp. A25, 5562 nucleotides. The record is from the annotation of a GenBank genome assembly. Lineage: Eukaryota; Dinophyceae; Syndiniales; Amoebophryaceae.